AUGGACCAGAUUAUAAAACGAUUACGGCAACUAAAAAGAAGCAAUGAAUCCUGCCAGAGUGGAAGGAAAGCUCACGACCCUUGUGGGGCUGGACCCCUUCAAUGUGGCAAUAAACCUCACGGCUGUGGCAAUUUAUUAAAAAAACAAAAACGGAGACAGUCGCUGAGCAGGGCUCACUCUGGCGGCGCCACGGCUUUCAUCGCCAAGUCCUUCUACGACCUCAGUGCCAUCGGCCUGGAUGGGGAGAAGGAGGAUUUCAACACGUUCCAAGGCCGGGCGGUACCGAUCGAGAACGUGGCUUCGCUCGGAGGCACGACCACCCGGGACUUCACGCAGCUCAAUGAGCUGCUCUGCCGCUUCCCCGGGCGCCUGGUGGUCCUCGGCUUCCCUGGCAACCAAUUUGGACAUCAGGAGAACUGUCAGAAUGAGGAGAUCCUGAAUAGUCUCAAGUAUGCCCGCCCGGGGGUCAGGUACCAGCCCAUCUUCACCCUUCUCCAGAAGUGUGAUGUGAAGGGGCAGAACAAGCACCCCGUCUUCGCCUCCCUGAAGGACAAGCUCCCCUACCCCCAGGACGACCCGCAGCCCCUCAUGACCGACCCCAAGUUCAUCCUCUGGAGUCCGGUGCACCGCUCGGAUGUGGCCCGGAAUUCGAGAAGUUCCUCGUCGGGCGGAGGGGGAGCCCUUCCUGCGCUAGAGCCGCACCUUCCCCACCAUCACCUUCCAGCCUGCUAUCAAGCGCCUCCUCAAAGCUGCCACACAGACCAGGCUGCUCUGCGCCCGGGUCUGCCCUGCCUGGUCCUGAGCGCCCUGCGGAGGGCUCAGCGGGCCCUCCGGAGACACCGCGGGCGCUAA
Messenger RNA from Carlito syrichta (Philippine tarsier), 852 nucleotides. Its product is annotated as glutathione peroxidase 2-like. The record is from RefSeq and is a predicted model, not a curated record. NCBI's taxonomy places the organism in Eukaryota, Metazoa, Chordata, Mammalia, Primates, Tarsiidae. Bases 1 to 852 code for a protein of 283 amino acids. The transcript has 3 exons. Gene Ontology annotation, molecular function: glutathione peroxidase activity. Gene Ontology annotation, biological process: response to oxidative stress.